Molecule: messenger RNA, 603 nt
Organism: Lachancea sp. 'fantastica'
Lineage: Eukaryota; Fungi; Ascomycota; Saccharomycetes; Saccharomycetales; Saccharomycetaceae
Source: the annotation of a GenBank genome assembly
AUGAAAAUCUAUUACAUUGGUGUCCUAAGAAAUACCACGGAAAAGGCUCUUGAGCUUACGUCCGUCAAGGACUUGUCACAAUUUGGCUUUUUUGAAAGAAGCGGAGUGGCCCAGUUCAUGACCUUUUUCUCGGAAACCGUGGCAGCCCGGACCUCCGCUGGCCAGAGGCAAAGUAUCGAAGAGGGCAACUACAUAGGCCACGUAUACAGCAGAUCAGAAGGAUGCUGUGGCGUGCUCAUCACCGACAAAGAAUACCCUGUGAGACCUGCCUACACAUUGCUCAAUAAAAUCCUUGAUGAGUACCUGGUGGCUCAUCCUCCCGUGGAAUGGAAAGACAUAGCUGCUGCCAACGAUAGCCUGGGUUUGAAAGAAUUGGACACUUACAUUGCUAAGUACCAGGACCCAUCACAAGCCGAUUCCAUUAUGCGGGUGCAACAGGAAUUGGACGAAACUAAGAUCGUGCUGCAUAAGACAAUUGAGUCCGUUUUGCAAAGAGGUGAAAAACUAGACAAUCUUGUCGAUAAGUCUGAGAGCCUGUCAGCCAGUUCACGCAUGUUUUACAAGCAAGCCAAAAGGACUAAUUCGUGCUGUUUAAUAAUGUAA